UAGUUACGUCAUUACAUAAUUCUAAAGACCUGAUUCCACAAGCUAACUACCUAGCUACCCUUCGUCUUUGAUCGCCUCACAUAUACCAGUUUAGGUGGCAACAAUUUCACAAUUAAGAUAGCUAUGAAGCAGUAUUAUUCGGUGUGACAAACGAAUUUCAGAUGAGCAAGAUGGCUACAUAACAUCAGUGUUAUAAAUUUAGCUACUUGUCUAUAGACUUGUAUCAUGUAAGCGUCUGAGCAAGCGACCUGCGCUUUACUAUAGAAAUUGGAAAACAAGUACAAACAAGUUAACCAAAAUGGAUUACUCGGCGACCCCGAGUGGGUUCAGACAGCGUAAGUUACAGCCCAAAGUCAGAAUGAGGAACCAGGUGUCAGACGCGGUGGACCACACCCAGCUCUUUGACGACACCAGCGCGGGGGCACGGCCCCCUGGCUACAGGGGCCAGGAAACGCCAGGGAUGGGCUACCCAGGCCAGGCCUUGCUGUCGGACCCCAUGUCCAACCUCGCCAUGGCCUACGGGAGCAGUCUGGCUAGCCAAGGGAAAGAAAUGGUCGACAAAAAUCUUGACCGCUUCAUCCCCAUAUCCAAGUUGAAGUACUACUUUGCGGUGGACACUGUUUACGUGGGCAAAAAGCUGGGCCUCCUCGUCUUCCCUUACAUGCACCAGAACUGGGAGGUGAGUUACCAGCAAGACACCCCAGUGGCUCCCCGAUUUGAUAUCAACGCCCCCGACCUCUACAUUCCAGCAAUGGCUUUCAUCACUUACAUCCUGGUGGCAGGUUUAGCGCUGGGAACUCAGAAUAGGUUUACCCCAGAGAUCCUGGGCAUGCAGGCCAGCUCGGCCCUGGUGUGGCUUAUCAUCGAGGUCCUGGCCACUUUACUCAGCCUUUAUCUGGUCACUGUCAACACGGACCUCACCACCAUCGACCUCAUCGCCUUCUCUGGGUACAAGUACGUGGGAAUGAUUGUGGGAGUUGUGGCUGGGCUGCUGUUUGGGAGGACUGGGUAUUACUUGAUGCUGCUUUGGUGCUGUGCAUCCAUCUUUGUGUUUAUGAUCCGCACGCUGAGGCUGAAGAUCCUUUCGGAAGCGGCAGCAGAAGGCGUUCUGGUCCGAGGGGCGAAGAACCAGCUGCGGAUGUACCUGACCAUGGCUAUUGCAGCAGCGCAACCGAUCUUCAUGUACUGGCUGACCUUUCACCUGGUCAGAUAAGAUAGAUGGCUGAAGGGACACACCGACAAGGCACUACCCCUAACCCCAGACCCCCCCACCAAAAAAAAGAAAGACACUCUCCCCUCACCUUCUUGAUUCCCAAGAAACAAGGCUCUAGCAUGCAAGAAGUCAAACAUCGUCGUAGAGGCAGCAUUGCCGAGUUUCACAGCACAAGUCUACAAUAUCUCAACCCUUUUUAUUUUGUACCAUGAUGUUCGAUUUAUAAUGUAAAUGUUCAGU
Molecule: messenger RNA, 1453 nt
Organism: Megalops cyprinoides (Indo-Pacific tarpon)
Lineage: Eukaryota; Metazoa; Chordata; Actinopteri; Elopiformes; Megalopidae
Gene: yif1b
Product: Yip1 interacting factor homolog B (S. cerevisiae)
Exons: 9
Coding region: 299-1213 (304 amino acids)
Biological process (GO): endoplasmic reticulum to Golgi vesicle-mediated transport
Cellular component (GO): endoplasmic reticulum membrane; endoplasmic reticulum-Golgi intermediate compartment; Golgi membrane
Source: RefSeq, a predicted model, not a curated record